CUCGCGUCAUCAUCACUCGACAAAUGUGCUUGUCAACAAAUCCAGCCUCUUCUGAAAUUAGCACCACCUAAAUGUUUAAAAAAAUUUCGGGUUUUCCCAGAAUGUACACCAACGGAAGAUGAGCAUUUGGUCACUAAAGGGCUUCGAACAUGUCUGCUCGGACGCUGCAGGAGCUUGUCGCCGCCGCUGCCUCCUUGCACGCCGACAGGCUGGCUGUGACACACUCGGUGUCCGGGAAACCACCGGUGUCCCUGACCUACAGAGACCUGGUUCAACUCGCCGAUGAAUUUUCUCGUGCUCUGCGAAAGAACUGUUCUCCUAGCAGCGGGGUGAUCGGGCUUUACUGCAGAGAUGAUUUGUUUGUACCUGUCUGGAUUUUGGGGAUCUUGCAGUCCUCUGCUGCUUACGUCCCACUGGACCCAGAAUCUCCUGGACUUCUCUCUGCCAGAGUCAUGAGCCAAUGUGGCCUCAAGUACUGUGCUGUACAAACCGACCUCCUGCAGCAUUUUCAGGCAGCUCUCAUCAAACACGUAACUGUGAAAAAUUGUGUUGAGCUGCUCAAGUUCAAACUGACUCUGAUUCACAUUGAGCCGCUGCGAGUCGCUGAGCGUGAACGAGGAGCAGGACAAACUGAAACUCUAUCAGUAAAUGAUCUCAGCGGUUCCGCUGUGCAGCAAGACGAUGCUGGGUGCAGAGAGUUGGCGUAUGUGCUGCACACAUCGGGAACAACAGGCUUUCCAAAGACUGUGAGGGUACCACACAGGUGUAUACUUCCCAACAUACUGCAUCUGAGAUCUUUGUUUCAGAUGAGGCCAGAUGAUGUGGUUUUCCUCGCCUCACCUUUAACCUUUGAUCCCUCAGUGGUGGACAUUUUUCUCGCCUUAUCAUCUGGGGCUCAACUCCUCAUUGUCCCUAAUGUGAUUAAGAAAAUGCCCAAUCGACUAGCUGAGCUGUUGUUCAACGAUCACAAGACGACUGUCCUCCAGGUCACGCCCACUCUACUGUUGCACUUCGGCCAUCGUAUUCUAAAACAGGACGUGCUGUCGUGCAGCUCUUCGCUGCGGGUGUUGGCUCUGGGUGGAGAAGCCUGCCCGUCGCCCGCUCUGCUGGAGAGCUGGAGACAUAAGGACAAUAAAACCAACAUCUACAACAUCUACGGGAUCACUGAGGUUUCCUGCUGGGCCAGCUGUUACAGAAUACCAGAGUCUCUGCUGCAGUCAAGCAACCUCACGGUGUCUUCUGUGCCUCUCGGGACUCCUCUGAUGGGCACAGUGGUGGAAGUCAGAGAUGAACAUGGCUGUGUUGUUUCAGAGGGUGAAGGACAGAUCUUCAUAGGCGGAGAGGACCGAGUGUGUCUCUUGGAUGAUGAGGACACUGUUGUCCCUGGGACGAUGAGAGCUACAGGAGACUGGGUGAAUGUUAAAGAUGGACAGCUGCACUACCUGGGACGGAGAGACCGAAUGAUCAAACGCAAUGGAAAACGAGUGAACUUAGACAGCCUACAGCAAGUCCUGCUGAGUCUCCCUCAGGUGGAAGCCUGUGCUGUGGGUCUGCACCAAGGAUUUCGACUUCUCGCCUUUGUCAUGGCAUCCACAUCUGGACACCAGAAGGCAGCUUCCACCUCCGCGUCUGUACAGCAACGUGCAGAACAAAUUCCCUCUGCUUGUGCUUUUGGUGAGCAUGCUGAGAACCAACCCUCUUCUGUCAGCCCCCCCCUGGAGGAGUCAGGCGGUGCAGAUGGAGAUCUGAAGAAGCUCAUUCUGAGCCAGCUGUCUCUGCUGCUGCCUGCUCACAGCGUUCCUGACACACUGGUGCUCGUCCCGACUUUAUGCCUGACUGCUCAUGGCAAAGUCAACAUGGAGGCAUUAGUCAGAGUGUAUGAAAAACAGAGACAGUGUUUAGAGUCUUCACAGAGAAAUUCCAGUGAACUGAGGCAAAUUCUUCAGACUCUGUGGCGGGAUACUCUAAAUCUUGCUGUAGAUGUUACCAUUGACAAGAAGUCCAACUUCCUGCUCAGUGGAGGAGAUUCUCUGAAGGCUCUGCAUCUCUGUGAAGACAUCCUCGCUGCUGUGGGAGUGACCUCACCAGAGCUCCUGGAGGUUAUACUUGAUGGGACCUUCUCUGACAUCAUGAAUCAUGUUGCCAGAGCAAGGGGGAUUUUGGAGCAUGAGAACAGCGAGUCAACGCUGUCUCAGGCCAAGAGACGGCACGACGAAUCCACGUCUCAGGUUCUAGAAAAGAGAGUGCGCAAAGACUGGACAGCAACUGAGAGUCUGCAGGUGGAGAAACAGGCUGUGAAAGUUAUAAGGAGAGGGGGCGAGGUGAUAGAGAUGAACAUCAGAUAUACAGAAGAUGAUAAAACAGUGCAGAAUCAACUUCUUGGAGUAAGGGAGUCUUGUGGAGAAGCUGAUUUGGGCCUCAGUCUGAGCUGGUCCUCGGACACAGGCAGAUGUGUGGACGCCUCCCCGGUGCUUCUAGUACAAAACAGAGCUGAUCACAGGUCAAAUUUGUUCAAAGCAACAGUGUUUAUUGGCUCACACUCCCACAGGAUCCAGGCUGUAGACGUCGCCACCGGAAACCUAAUGUGGGAGCGAGUUCUUGGAGACAGAAUCGAGGGCUCUGCUGCCGUGUCUCGCUGUGGUUCUCUUGUUGUAAUAGGAUGUUAUGACGGCUGUGUGUAUUUUUUAUGCACUGAAACUGGAAAUACACAGUGGGUGUUUGAGACGGGAGAUGCCGUGAAGAGCUGUCCUGCUGUGGAUCCUCUUACUGGUCUGGUGGUAGUGGGCUCACACGAUGGGCAUGUUUACGCCCUAAACUCAGAGGUUCGGAAGUGUGUUUGGAAGUGUCACUGUGGUGGAGGAGCUGUGUUUUCUUCUCCACGUCUUCACCCAUCACGCCGUCAGGUGUACGCGGCUUCACUGGGAGGACACCUGCUCUGUCUCAGCAUCGACAGUGGAGAUGUCUUGUGGUCUUACUGCAGAGACACUCCUUUCUUCUCCUCACCAAACUGCUUCUCUGAGCACGUUGUGAUCGGCUCGGUUGAUGGACACAUCUGCUGCUUCAGCAACAUGGGGAAACUUCUGUGGCAGUUUCUAACAAAGGGUCCAGUUUUCUCCUCUCCAAGCAUCACGUCAGACCAGAAGAGACUUCUGUGUGGAUCACAUGACGGUUGCCUGUACUGUUUGAAUUGUGCAGAUGGCUCUUUGGUUUGGACUUUUCAGACGACAGGCAAGGUGUACUCCACCCCAUUUGUGUUUGACGGCUCAGCUGUGGGGAGAAGGGGUUCACUGGUGGGCCUGGCCUCCACUGACGGCACAGUCUGGAUCCUAGAUGGAAAAGACGGACGAAUGUUGGCCUCGCAUACUCUCCCCGGGGAGCUGUUUUCAUCCCCGGUGGUGUGGGAAAGGUCACUCCUAGUCGGAUGUCGUAAUGACUAUGUGUAUUGUCUAAGUCUGAGUGUAAAAAAGGAAACAUAGAAGGAUAUAAUUUAUUUUUGUACCUUUUAAAAAAACAAUAAACACAACUUGUGUGUCA
Molecule: messenger RNA, 3534 nt
Organism: Oreochromis niloticus (Nile tilapia)
Lineage: Eukaryota; Metazoa; Chordata; Actinopteri; Cichliformes; Cichlidae
Gene: aasdh
Product: aminoadipate-semialdehyde dehydrogenase
Exons: 14
Coding region: 150-3476 (1108 amino acids)
Biological process (GO): amino acid activation for nonribosomal peptide biosynthetic process
Molecular function (GO): protein binding
Source: RefSeq, a predicted model, not a curated record